AUGGCUGGCUGGGUGUGCGAUGUGUGCCUCGUGCCUAACGACGAGGAUGUUGCAGCUUGCUGCUGCUGCACAACUCCUAGGCCGGCAGGCGCCCAUCCUACGCCGUCUAAAGUCGAAUCUCAAGAGACGGUACCAGCUACCGAAAGCGUUGGCAAUGCGCCUCCGGAGGUGAAGGAUCAUAACGAAGAUGUGAAGCGCAUUAGGCAUUCGUUCACAUCACCCGACCCGCCUCUCAGCUGUGUCAUGGUCGUCGGGUCUUCUGAGGUGGACCAGUUGCCGCGGUCUAUCUGCGAUUCGCGUUUGGAGCCGGGGAGCAAAGACCCGGUGCCUAUGUAUGAGUGCUCGCUGCCAACGCCCGUGACGGACGGGUUGCGUGGUUCUCUGGUCGGUGUUUCCUGCGGCUCCCUUCACACGGCGAUCUUGACUCGCACUGGCCACGUAUACACUUUCGGUUGCAAUGAUCUCGGAGCACUGGGGAGAUCAGAGCAGGAUUCCGAGAAGGCGAAGUUGGCUGAGUGCGACCCUUGCAUUGUGCGGCUGCGUAGUCCGGUGUCUCGUGUAUCUUGCGGCGAUAACCACACGUUAUUUCUGACACAAGGCGGCGCUGUUUUCUUCACCGGCGCUUUCAGGGAUACAACAGGAAACAUUGGAAUCGCAGAUUUCGACGAGCUGGAACAACUUACCAAUGCAACGCACUUCAAAACCCCAGUUGCCGUACCGUGCACCAGUCCGGGUGCGGGUAUAAUUAAGGACAUUUGCUCGGGAGAGAACCACUGCUUGCUGCUUCCUACGGACGGUUCCGGUAUUUACGUCUUUGGUAGCAACGAGUUUGGUCAGCUGAUGUUGCCUUCGGAAUACUCUGUAACGACGCCGACGGAAGAGGCGCCGGAUUUGUCUAGUGAAGAAACGAUGAAGCUCGCUUUGACUUGGCCGCAGUUCCUCAAGCUCGAUGAUUUGGGCUUGAUGAAGCGUCACGAGGGUGGUGAGGCUAAACGUCGCAAGCACGGCGAUGACUUCGUCAGGCGCAUAUUCGCAGGCUACUGCACCAGCUUCUUCGAAAGCGGGGUUAGUGGACGCAUUUACGGCAGCGGGCGUAACGCCCAAGGCGAACUCGGGACUGGCGGCGAUGAGCUUCAAGUUUCGCGUCCCACCGAGUUGCGCGGUCUGCGAGGGCUGCGCAUUUCAAAAAUUGUCGGCGGCCAGUUCUUCACUGUCGCCUUGACGGCCGGUGGCAACCUGUAUAGUUGGGGCAAUCGUUCAUACACUGGCAACGGCGGCGAUGACGACUACGCCACCCAACGCACCCCAGCCAAGAUCACGUUCUUCAACGGCAAUGUCGACGAAGUCUUUGUAGGCGCGGAUACAACGUUCGCCAUUAACACUCGUGGCCACCUAUACUCAUGGGGGUCUGGGCAGAACUAUGUUUUGGGCAACGGGAAGGAUUGCUCGUUCCAGAAGACCCCGGUUGUGGUGCAGAAGUCCCUGUUCCACGGCUACAGUGUAGUUGGAGGCAUGGGGGGCUCUCAGCACACCGUAUUUUUGUGUCAUAGGAACAAGUGA
Molecule: messenger RNA, 1560 nt
Organism: Babesia ovata
Lineage: Eukaryota; Apicomplexa; Aconoidasida; Piroplasmida; Babesiidae
Product: regulator of chromosome condensation
Exons: 2
Coding region: 1-1560 (519 amino acids)
Cellular component (GO): cytoplasm
Molecular function (GO): guanyl-nucleotide exchange factor activity
Source: RefSeq, a predicted model, not a curated record